UUUCACUCGAUAGGCUGAAAUCUUAUCAAAUAUCGAAUCUUAUAAAAGGUCAUUUCCCUUAUUAAAGGGACUUGCCCAAAUGAAUACAGUAUCUUUCAUUUCAUACAAGGAGGCUACAACACCAAGCGAGCACAUACAAUUUUUCUCAUGCAAGGUUCAUCACUCCCCAGCAAUCUGUAAGCAAACUAUAGCAUUUAGAUGUCUACAAUUUUAGUUCAAGUUUUGAAGAAGAAGACCAAAGGAAAUGAGGGAUGUUGUCGUGGCUAACAAGAAUAGCAAUGGCUUGUUGGAGACCAGGGAGGCAAUAUGCACGUAUGAGCAAGGAUGACAUUUUAAAUGAUGAUGAUGAUUCUACUACUGCCGACUCUCUUCUAUGGUCUAGAGACCUUGAGAAACACUCUUUUGGAGAGUUCUCUUUUGCUGUGGUUCAAGCCAAUGAGGUUAUUGAAGAUCAUAGUCAAGUAGAGACUGGUCGUGAUGCUACUUUUAUUGGUGUUUAUGAUGGUCAUGGUGGACCUGAUGCGUCUCGGUUCAUAUCUGACCAUUUGUUCUUAAAUCUCAUGAGGCAUGCCAGAGAAAGAGGAACCAUCUCUGAAGAAAUCCUUAUAAGUGCCGUCUCUUCAACUGAGGAUGGGUUUCUUACUCUUGUCCGUAGGUCAUGUGGAAUAAAACCAUUGAUUGCAGCAGUUGGAUCUUGUUGCUUGGUUGGAGUCAUCUGGAGAGGGACAUUAUUUGUUGCUAAUCUCGGUGAUUCUCGAGCUGUAAUUGGCUCUUUAGGUAGAUCGAAUAAGAUAGUUGCCGAGCAGUUGACCAGGGAUCAUAAUGCUAGUAUGGAAGAGGUUAGACAAGAACUAAAAUCCUUGCAUCCAGAUGAUUCACAUAUUGUUGUUAUGAAGCAUGGAGUAUGGCGAAUCAAAGGCAUUAUUCAGGUAUCUAGAUCUAUAGGUGAUGCAUACUUGAAGCGGCCUGAGUUUUCUCUUGAUCCUUCUUUUCCACGAUUUCACCUCCCUGAACCCAUUCGUCGGCCUGUCCUAACAUCGGAACCAUCCAUAUACUCAAGGGUUUUACGACCCAAUGAUAAAUUUGUCAUAUUUGCAUCCGAUGGGCUGUGGGAACACCUAACAAACCAGGAGGCAGUGGAGAUUGUGUACAAUAAUCCACGAGCUGGAAGUGCAAGGAGACUAGUCAGAGCAGCUCUACACAUGGCAGCUAGGAAGAGGGUGAUGAGGUAUGAUGAUCUUAAGAAGGUUGAUAGGGGGGUCAGGCGUUUUUUUCAUGAUGAUAUAACAGUAGUUGUGAUCUUUAUAGACCAUGAGUUGCUAGGAAAUAGUACAUCUGUGCCAGAGAUGUCAGUGCGAGGGUUUAUCGACAGUGUUGGACCAUCAAACUUUAACUUUCUUCAAGGAGUUGACGCUGAUGCCCGGUCCAUCAUCUAAACGAGCAUCUGGGCACUUGAAAUGGGCAGUCUAGUAGCCUAGUCAAAGGAGCAAACUUGGCAAGUUUCUGCUGUCAGUUCCCUUGUCUUCUUUUCUGCUUUUUUGCAACUUCUUAUAUCUUAUAGUGCUGGUACCUCCCCCUUCUCUUUUCCAAGUUUUUGUGGGCCGUCGAGCCUGAUUUCUUUCACUCUGAUACUGUGCUCCAUGUUGAAAUUCUUACGAGGGAAGUUACAGUUUUUUGGGUUUGACAUGUGGGACGUAUACACCUGAAGUUUGUGCUAUUCAUACGCCAUGUUUCAAUAAAAAAGUGUGUUCGUCUGGUUAAUUUCUA
Molecule: messenger RNA, 1767 nt
Organism: Populus euphratica (Euphrates poplar)
Lineage: Eukaryota; Viridiplantae; Streptophyta; Magnoliopsida; Malpighiales; Salicaceae
Product: probable protein phosphatase 2C 68
Exons: 5
Coding region: 252-1436 (394 amino acids)
Biological process (GO): protein dephosphorylation
Molecular function (GO): cation binding; protein serine/threonine phosphatase activity
Source: RefSeq, a predicted model, not a curated record